CAGUGCCCACUGCCCACUGCUCUGUGCUCUCACACCCCGUCCGGCUUUUCUUCUGUUCGCUCCUCCCCUCCUCCCUCACAAAGCAUAAAGACGCCUGAUAUUCUAGGCGUGAGGAGGUAAAUGUCCAAGAAACAAACACUUCCAUUCGAGUCAUAGUCUGUUCUUUCCGCGGAAAGGCAAGGGGGUGAGGGGAUGGAGAGGCGCAAUGAUGGUGGCGGCGGCAGUGGCGGCAAGAUCAAGAUUGGUGUCUGCGUCAUGGAGAAGAAGGUUUCGUGUUCUCCCAUGGAACAGAUUCUUGAGAGGCUGCGCGCGUUCGGGGAGUUCGAGAUUAUAAUUUUUGGCGACAAAGUGAUUCUUCAAGAUCCCAUUGAGAGUUGGCCUUUAUGUGAUUGUCUAAUCGCCUUUUACUCAUCUGGGUAUCCACUAGAAAAGGCAGAGGAAUAUGCUGCUUUACGAAGGCCCUUUUUGGUGAAUGAGUUGGUCCCGCAAUACCUCCUUCAUGACCGCAGCAAAGUAUAUCAGCAACUUAAAUUGUAUGGGGUUCCUGUUCCAACAUAUGCUGUCGUCAGAAGAGAGUACCCUAACCAAGAACUAAGCUACUUUGUUGAGGAUGAUGAUUUUAUUGAGAUCCAUGGGAAACGGUUCUGCAAGCCUUUUGUGGAGAAACCCAUUGAUGGUGAUGACCAUAAUAUAAUGAUAUACUAUCCGAGCUCAGCUGGUGGAGGAAUGAAAGAACUUUUCCGUAAGGUUGGUAAUCGAUCUAGUGAGUUUUAUCCAGAUGUGAGGAAGGUGAGGCGAUAUGGAUCUUACAUUUACGAGGAGUUCAUGCCUACAGGAGGGACAGAUGUCAAGGUUUAUACAGUUGGGCCUGGAUAUGCACAUGCUGAAGCACGCAAGUCUCCAGUUGUGGAUGGGGUUGUCAUGAGAAAUUCUGAUGGAAAAGAGGUGCGCUAUCCUGUUCUAUUAACCCCUUCUGAGAAACAAAUCGCAAGGAGCGUUUGCCAAGCCUUCAGACAAGGGGUGUGUGGCUUCGAUCUUCUAAGGUGUGACUUGGGAGAGGCAAGAUCCUAUGUAUGUGAUGUGAAUGGCUGGAGUUUCGUGAAAAGUUCAUACAAGUACUAUGAUGAUGCUGCAUGCAUUCUGAGGAAAAUGUUUCUCGAUGAGAAAGCUCCACAUAUUUCAUCAACCAUUCCUACUAGGCUUCCUUGGAAAAUCAGUGAGCCAGCCCAACAAUCUGAGGCUGUGAGGUUUCAUGAAAGGGGAACUGUUGGGAUAUCUAGGCCAUCAGAAGAGUUACGCUGUGUCAUAGCUGUUAUACGCCAUGGGGAUCGCACACCAAAGCAGAAGGUGAAGCUAAAAGUAACUGAAGAAAAGCUUUUGAAACUGAUGUUGAAAUACAAUGGUGGAAAGGCCCACGCAGAGGCAAAGCUUAAAAGCGCCUUGCAGCUGCAAGAUCUGUUAGAUGCAACAAGAAUCCUUGUUCCGCGAGCUAGAUGUGGUCGUGAAAGUGAUAGUGACGUUGAAGUUGAGCACGCGGAGAAGCUACGCCAAGUUAGAGCUGUCCUUGAAGAGGGUGGACAUUUUUCAGGUAUCUAUAGAAAGGUACAGCUAAAGCCAUCAAACUGGGUCCGCGUUCCUAAAGAUAACAGAGAAGGGGAGGAGGAUUAUCUAGUUGAAGCCCUAAUGGUUCUUAAGUACGGUGGUGUUCUAACUCAUGCAGGAAGGAAGCAGGCAGAAGAAUUGGGAAGAUACUUCAGAAAUAAUAUGUAUCCAAGUGAAGGACCAGGAUUGCUUCGCCUCCACAGUACAUAUAGGCAUGAUCUGAAGAUAUACAGUUCAGAUGAAGGUCGUGUUCAGAUGUCUGCUGCGGCUUUUGCUAAAGGUCUUCUUGAUUUGGAGGGGGAGUUAACACCAAUCCUGGUUUCACUUGUCAGUAAGGACUCGUCUAUGCUAGAUGGACUACAGGAUGGUACUGGUGACAUAAAUGAAGCAAAGGUUCAGUUGCAUGAUAUCAUCACAUCUUCAAAAGUUGCAAAUUGUAAUAAACCUGUGGAAUUCCCAUGGAUGGUUGAUGGAGCUGGAGUGCCUAAAAAUGCUGCUCAGCUCCUCACAAGUUUGGUAUGAACAUUAGAUAUCUUUUGUUCUCAUUGAGUUU
Molecule: messenger RNA, 2155 nt
Organism: Panicum virgatum (switchgrass)
Lineage: Eukaryota; Viridiplantae; Streptophyta; Magnoliopsida; Poales; Poaceae
Product: inositol hexakisphosphate and diphosphoinositol-pentakisphosphate kinase VIP1-like
Exons: 21
Coding region: 193-2124 (643 amino acids)
Biological process (GO): inositol phosphate biosynthetic process; inositol metabolic process
Molecular function (GO): diphosphoinositol pentakisphosphate kinase activity; inositol hexakisphosphate kinase activity; ATP binding
Source: RefSeq, a predicted model, not a curated record